Humulus lupulus (European hop) is the source of this 880-nucleotide messenger RNA. Its product is annotated as germin-like protein subfamily 1 member 16. Gene Ontology annotation, cellular component: cell wall. NCBI's taxonomy places the organism in Eukaryota, Viridiplantae, Streptophyta, Magnoliopsida, Rosales, Cannabaceae. The record is from RefSeq and is a predicted model, not a curated record. The transcript is spliced from 2 exons. The coding region runs from base 1 to 681 and encodes 226 amino acids. Gene Ontology annotation, molecular function: manganese ion binding.
AUGAAAGGUGUUCAUUUCCUUCUUACACUUGCUGUCUUGGCUUUGGCCAGCUCCAUAGCCUCUGCCUCUGACCCAAGCCCUCUCCAAGAUUUUUGUGUUGCAGUAGAUGACCCCCACAAAGCUUUGUUUGUGAAUGGGAAAUUUUGCAAGAAUCCCAUGCUUGCCAAGGCUGAGGAUUUCUUCUUCCCUGGACUUAAUGUUCCAAGAGACACACACAACCCAGUUGGAUCUAAUGUGACACAAUUGAAUGUGGACAAGAUCCGAGGACUCAACACUCUUGGAAUAACAUUGGUUCGCAUUGACUAUGCACCCUAUGGCCAGAACCCACCUCACACUCAUCCUCGUGGCUCUGAAAUCCUAGUUGUUGUCCAGGGAACUCUCUACGUGGGCUUUGUGUCGUCGAACCAAGAUGGAAACCGUCUAUUUACCAAGGUUUUGAAAGAGGGAGAUGUGUUUGUGUUCCCAUUAGGCAUGAUUCACUUCCAGUUUAAUCCAGAACACGCUCCAGCAGUUGCCUUGGCUGGUCUCAGUAGCCAAAAUGCAGGGACCAUCACCAUUGCAAACUCGGUAUUUGGAUCAAAUCCGGCCAUUAACCCUGAUGUCCUUGCCAAAGCUUUCCAAGUUGAUAAGAAUGUGAUUGACAAACUCCAAAAGCAGUUUUGGUAUGACAACGAUAACUAAAUGAGACGGCCGGAUUGCGGAGAAGAUCGGAAUACAUGAAUGAAUAAAUCAUAAUAUGUUUUGUUUUCCACCAUCUUAUUUUUACUUCUUUUUUUUGUUCAAUGCAAUAAUAAAUAGUAUGCUAGCCCGUGUGUGUUUUGCUCCAAUUGAUUGGAAAUGUAUGUUUACUCGCUUUUAAUAAAAUCAUAGUUGAUUAACA